AUGGCUAACAAAAAUCUGGGAAAUAAGUUAUUGGCUUAUAUAAUUGAUGAAGAUACCUUCAGCGUCACUACAGACAAUGGGAUAGCAAUGAUCCAUCUUCGAAGAAAAAUGUAUUUGUGUCGAGAGUUUGAUUUGGACAAAAUACCUUGUCAACACGCUAUGGAAGAGCUCGGGCAUAAAUUUGGAGAUGAAUAUGGCAAGACGAUUUACAAGUUUUCCUCUGCAUAUUAUAAGGUAGAGUCAUAUAUACUUGCAUAUCCAGAUUCAAUUUAUUUGGCACCAACUGAAGAAUUUUGGAAUCUUUCUCCAGAAAUUUUAGGGAGAGUAAUACCUCCACCUGAAAAGAAAACUAAGCCGGGAAGAAAGCGGAUGAAACGAGCACCUACUAUAGGAAAAGUCGUUUCAAAGAAGAGAAAUAAAUGUUCUUUAUGUAAAAGAUUUGGACACAAAAAAACCACAUGUCCUACCUGA
Messenger RNA from Solanum stenotomum, 471 nucleotides. RefSeq lists its product as uncharacterized. The record is from RefSeq and is a predicted model, not a curated record. The transcript has a single exon. Lineage: Eukaryota; Viridiplantae; Streptophyta; Magnoliopsida; Solanales; Solanaceae. The coding region runs from base 1 to 471 and encodes 156 amino acids.